GCGUUACGUCAGCACGCGUGAGCCCUACGGCUGGGUCUCUGGACUGGAAGGUGGGGGCGUUCUUCGCGCGUCAGUGUCUCACCUCCUGCGGGCUUGUAGAUUUCCGACCUCAUGGCGGAGAUAAUUCAGGAACGCAUAGAAGAUCGAAUUCCCGAGUUGGAACAGCUGGAGCGCAUUGGGUUGUUCAGUCACGCGGAGAUUAAGGCUAUCAUUAAGAAAGCUUCUGAUCUAGAAUACAAAAUACAGCGAAGAGCACUUUUCAAGGAAGACUUUAUCAAUUAUGUUCAAUAUGAAAUUAAUCUUUUGGAGCUGAUCCAGAGAAGAAGAAGACGCAUUAAGUAUUCAUUUAAGAAGGAUGAGAUUGAGCAUUCUAUUGUGCAGCGGGUACAAGGUGUCUUCCGACGAGCUUCAGCAAGGUGGAAAGACGAUGUUCAGCUUUGGCUCUCCUAUGUAGUUUUUUGUAAGAAAUGGGCUACCAAGGCUCAGCUUAGCAAAGUAUUCUCUGCCAUGUUGGCCAUUCAUUCAAACAAGCCAGCUUUGUGGAUUAUGGCAGCCAAAUGGGAAAUGGAAGAUCGCUUGUCUUCAGAAAGCGCAAGGCAAUUAUUUCUUCGGGCUCUUCGCUUUCAUCCAGAAUGCCCAAAACUCUAUCAGGAAUACUUCAGGAUGGAGCUGAUGCAUGCUGAGAAACUCAGGAAGGAAAAACAAGAAUUUGAAAAAGCUGACAUGGAUAUGGGAGAUUUUGAACAUCCUGAAGAAAUUCUUAAGGGCGAGUUGGCACGGAUCGUUUACAAAAAUUCCAUAAGCAAGAUUAAAGGUGCAGAAUUUCAUGUGUCACUACUUUCAGUUGCACAGCUUUUUGAUUUUGCCAAAGAUCUACAAAAAGAAAUUUAUGAUGACCUUCAGGCUCUACACACAGAUGACCCCCUCACUUGGGAUUAUGUGGCACGGCGAGAACUAGAGAUUGAGUCCCAGCCAGAGGAGCAGCCUUCAACAAAACAAGCCAAAGCAGCGGAGGUGUGCCGAAGGGAGGAGAGGUGCUGUGCGGUGUAUGAGGAGGCAGUGAGGACUCUGCCUACAGAGGGCAUGUGGAAGUGUUACAUCAACUUUUGCUUGGAACGAUUUUCUAAGAAGACGAGUAGUGAGUUCCUCAAAAGGAAGAGGCUGGAAAGAACCAUGAUUACAUUUAGGAAGGCACAUGAACUCAGACUUCUCUCAGAACUCCACUACACGCAGUGGAUUGAGUUGUUGCUGCGACGUGACCUUUUUACGGAAGCUCUGGAGGUGGCAGAAACUGGGACUGAAUUGUUCAAGGACUCUGUGACGAUGUGGCAGAAGAAGCUGCAGGUGCUGAUUGAGUCCAAGAGCCCAGAUAUAGAGAAGAGUUUUGAAGAAGCCUUUGUGCACCUGAAACCCCAGGUGUGUCUGCCCUUGUGGAUUUCUUGGGUGGAGUGGAGUGAAGGUGCUGAAAACCAAGAAGACACAGAAGCUAUUUUUAAGAAAGCUAUUUUGGCUGUCACAGGUGCCAGCUCAGUAACUCUGAAAGAUAAAUACCUGGACUGGGCUUAUCGAAGCAGUGGCUACAAAAAGGCCAGAGCUGUGUUCAAGAGUUUACAGGAAAUUCGUCCAUUUUCAGUGGAUUUUUUCAGGAAAAUGAUCCAGUUUGAAAAGGAGCAAGAAUCUUGCAAGAUGCUGAACUUAAGAGAGUAUUAUGAGAGGGCUUUGAGAGAGUUUGGAUCUACAGAUUCUGAUCUUUGGAUGGAUUACAUCAAAGAAGAGUUGAACCACCCCCUUGGUAGACCUGAGAACUGCGGACAGAUCUACUGGCGAGCCAUGAAAAUGUUGCAGGGAGAGUCAGCAGAGUUGUUUGUAGCUAAACAUGCUAUGCAUCAGGCUGGCCAUUAGUGAAGAGACAAAUACAACCAACUAUGAAGUUGUACUGCAAGCGUUCUGGGCAGAUUGUAUUGUGAAACAAUCUGUAAAGUGUUCAGAGUUGGCACACAAGAUGGCUGAUUUUUGAGACACGCUUUACUUUUGUAUGACUAUGUUAAUGUUUAGUUCCAGAAAAGAGAAUUUCUUAUUAAAUGGCUGCUUGUUGAGACCGGA
Cavia porcellus (domestic guinea pig) is the source of this 2103-nucleotide messenger RNA. It is a transcript of the gene Utp6, whose product is annotated as UTP6 small subunit processome component. Gene Ontology annotation, molecular function: protein binding; snoRNA binding. Lineage: Eukaryota; Metazoa; Chordata; Mammalia; Rodentia; Caviidae. The transcript has 19 exons. Gene Ontology annotation, cellular component: small-subunit processome; Pwp2p-containing subcomplex of 90S preribosome. Gene Ontology annotation, biological process: maturation of SSU-rRNA from tricistronic rRNA transcript (SSU-rRNA, 5.8S rRNA, LSU-rRNA). The coding region runs from base 112 to 1902 and encodes 596 amino acids. The record is from RefSeq and is a predicted model, not a curated record.